This is a messenger RNA of Purpureocillium lilacinum, 375 nucleotides long. NCBI's taxonomy places the organism in Eukaryota, Fungi, Ascomycota, Sordariomycetes, Hypocreales, Ophiocordycipitaceae. The record is from RefSeq and is a predicted model, not a curated record.
AUGGAAGAUGACGAGUAUAAAGUCGACAGACGGCGCGCCUCCGUUCGACUUUCCUCCAACCACGAAAGUCAGCAAAUCAACGUCGCUUUAGGAUCAAGAGACAAUACGCUCAAACAUUGUGAACUCUCAUCUUCUAUAGCUCUGACGAUGCGCGCUCACUCGUUUCUGCCACUUCUGGCGCUCGGGCGGGCAGUCCAAGGCGCGGCCCUCGACGGUAUCAGGGGCGUGUCGCCUCGAGAUGUCUUGACCUCGAACGCCUUGCAAGCUUCGGGACAUAUUGAUGACCUCCGUGGGAAGGUCGAGUCUCGAGACUUGUGCUUGCCCUGCGCGGUAACUGAUCCACGCCCAGCGCCUGUCUCUCUUGGACCACGUUGA